Ramularia collo-cygni is the source of this 1017-nucleotide messenger RNA. RefSeq lists its product as uncharacterized. Lineage: Eukaryota; Fungi; Ascomycota; Dothideomycetes; Mycosphaerellales; Mycosphaerellaceae. The record is from RefSeq and is a predicted model, not a curated record. Bases 1 to 1017 code for a protein of 338 amino acids. Gene Ontology annotation, molecular function: metalloexopeptidase activity. The transcript has 2 exons. Gene Ontology annotation, biological process: proteolysis.
AUGUUGCAACACUUGGCUGUGCUUGCGGCCCUAUCUCCCAUAUUGGAAGCACAAUCAUUAUUUGGAAGCUACAGCYAAACAUGGAUGGGCUUACCAGGCAGCAUAUACCAGCCCUUUGGACAAUGGGGAUCCUCUCAAGUCGCGAGCUGGCCGCCAACACCUGCUGUAGGCAAACCUAUCAAGCCUCAAACACCAAGCAAGGAGCUUCAGGAAAUGCUGGCCGAAAUCGAUGAGGAUAGAAUCGAGCACAUCAUCAGUAGUCUGGUUGACUUUGGAACUCGACACACACUAUCUUCCCAGAACUCCAGUACACGCGGUAUUGGCGCCGCUCGAGACUGGAUCUACAAGGAGAUGCAAGAAAUAGCCGAGCCUUCGAAUGGUAGCAUGAGUGUUUACCUCAACAGCUACAUUCAGCCAGUGGAUGGUAAUCGUAUCACUUUCCCGGUCAACAUUAGUAAUGUCGUGGCCGAAGUUCGGGGCACUGUCGAUCCGGAUCGCGUUUAUGUGGUGACUGGACACUAUGACAGUCGGCGUCUUGACCCGCUGGAUUAUGAGGGGGAUGCUCCUGGUGCGAAUGAUGAUGCAACUGGAGUAGCAGUCGUGAUUGAAAUGGCUCGUGCAUGCGCGAAGAAGAGGCCUGCAGCCACAAUGAUCUUUGCUGCAGUAGCUGGAGAAGAGCAGGGUCUGUACGGCUCUGCUAAUCUCGCAAAAACGCUAAAACAACGAGGCGUCUAUGUCGCCGGCAAUUGGAACAACGACAUUGUAGGAACGGGCAAGUCUCAACCCUUUGAGCCCAUCAACGACUACACCAUCCGUCUCUUUGGCGCUUCUCAAUUCCUCCCCAAUGCCUCGAGCGCCGCUGCACUCCGGACUGUGGCUCAAACUGGAGGCUGGAACGACYCUCCUGCUCAAAAACCUCGGCAGAUACAUCGCCGAAGUCACCGCAGGGGCUGCAAAGUAUGUCGGCAUGCAAGUCGCACUCAUUUAUCGUCCCGACCGCUACCUACGUGGAGGUGA